Molecule: messenger RNA, 4646 nt
Organism: Hordeum vulgare subsp. vulgare (domesticated barley)
Lineage: Eukaryota; Viridiplantae; Streptophyta; Magnoliopsida; Poales; Poaceae
Product: DEAD-box ATP-dependent RNA helicase 40-like
Exons: 9
Coding region: 142-4215 (1357 amino acids)
Cellular component (GO): cytoplasm; ribonucleoprotein complex; nucleus
Molecular function (GO): RNA binding; RNA helicase activity; ATP binding
Source: RefSeq, a predicted model, not a curated record
CCGGCGCGUCCCCCUCACGCGCGUCGCUGCCGUCGCCGUCGGGGCUCUACCUCAUUGCUGCUCCCCUGGCCUGCCGUCUCCGCCCCGUCCGCGACCCAAUCUUCGGGCCGUUGGGGUUUUGAUUGAGAUCCGCCGCUGGCCAUGGCGGGAGCAGAGGCUGCCGCGGAUGCAUCGGGCCCGCGAUUCGCCCCUGACGACCCGACGCUCCCCGCGCCUUGGAAGGCACUAAUCGACGGCGAGACGCUCUACUACUGGAACCCCGAGACAAACCUCACCCAGUAUGACAAGCCGGGUGCGGCCGCACCUCCCUUGCCCGCUCCUGCGCCAACGUCAGUGCCGGGGGCUUUCGCGCAGCCUGGCAUGCAGCAGCAGCAGCAGCAGCAGACGCAGCAGCAGCAGACGCAGCAGCAGCAGCCGCAACAGACGGCACAACAACCGCAGUUUCAGUAUCAAGGUCAGCAAGCACAGCAACCGCCGUUUCAGUAUCAACAGCAGCAGCAGCAAGAGCAGAUGCCAAACCAGCAGGGUUCACAACAGCCCCUAGCUCAUCAGUACCCAAACGCGCAUCAGCAGCCAAUGCCAUAUCAGCACGGUCAUUAUAUGCCACCCCAGCAGCAAUAUUCAUACCAGGUAGGCCAGCAGCCACAAAUGCCGCAAACUCAGUAUAAUCAAGGUCAGCAGAUGCCAAUCCCGCAAGCUGCCAAUCAAGGUCAGCAGCCAACGAUGCCACCAGGAGCUUACAAUCAAGGUCAGCAGCCAACGAUGCCACCAGGAGCUUACAAUCAAGGUCAGCGUCCCCCGAUGCCGCAAGCUGCCUACAGUCAUGGCCAGCGGCCGCCUAUGCCACAAUCUGCUUACAAUCAAGGCCAGCAGCCACAAAUGCCGCAUGCUUCUUACAAUCAAGGUCAGCAGUUGCAGGGAACAAGGAUGCCUCAGACUCAAGUGCAGCACACACAACAAUCACCAGGCUUUCAUCAACCUGCCCAGGCUUCACAAGGUGUGCAAGUUUCACAGCCUCAAGUACCUCAAAUGUCCCCCCGACAGGGCCAACUCCAGCAUGGCUUCCAGUUCACCCCUCAACAGGGAAAGCAAUCACACCAUGGUCAUCUUGUCACCCAAUAUGGACAACAAAAUACCACGGUGAAGGUUGAUGCAGGAACUCAUCAUGAAGGAAAGCAGACUGGCUUUUCCUUGCCGCUUAGUCAGCAGCAUGGCCAAGUUCCUCCUUCAAACCAGACGUUGCCUUCGAGUCAUCAACGUCCUGAAGCCCAUAAUCAACUAAAUAUUCAUGGAGUCGGAGGGCCACCAUAUCCUGCAAAGCAUCAUCUUGGCGGAUCAUCCCCGGGUGAAACUAAUAACGUUAGUUUCUUGAGUGCGCCUGCUCAAACACAUCAAGGAGGAGUGGAUACUAACUACCGGCAACAACUGGCUAGUAGCCAUGUAGUCCCCAAUCAUAUUGCUCCUUCACCAGGUCGACCUCCAAUGGGUUUCAAGAGGGGCAAUAGUGAAGAUCAAUUUGAAAAAAAUGAGCCUCUCUCCUCUGGGAGGUUUGAUGGAAUAAAUGCUCUCCAUCAGCAGCCAAAACAUGCCGCUCUUCCACCCUCACAAAACCAUCUGCAGGAUAUGAGGAAUGGCCCACCUUAUUCCCAGCCAGAUAAUUUUGGUGGUUAUAACAUGGCACCUCCACAUUCGGUACCAAACCCACUUAACAAUGGUCCAUUUCCUAUCGGAGCUUUAACGAGGCCACCAUCCGGAACAUUUUCUCCUCCUGAUUUCCCAAGUGUCGCUUCAGUUGAUGCAUAUCGUCAACACCAUGAAGUCACUGCAGUGGGUGAGAAUGUUCCUCCUCCAUUUAUGACAUUUGAGGCUACUGGAUUCCCCCCAGAGAUCCUGAGUGAGGUUCAUGCUGCUGGCUUCUUAAACCCCACCCCGAUUCAAGCUCAAACGUGGCCCGUUGCACUUCAAAGCAGGGACAUAGUAGCUAUUGCCAAGACAGGAUCAGGGAAGACACUGGGGUACCUUAUUCCUGCUUUUGUACAUCUGAGGAGAUGCCAAAAUAAUCCAAUGUCGGGCCCUACAGUGUUGGUUUUGGCCCCUACUCGUGAGCUUGCUUCACAAAUACAAGAUGAAGCAAUUAAGUUUGGUCGAGCGUCUAGAGUAUCAUGCACAUGCCUGUAUGGUGGAGCUCCAAAGGGACCUCAGCUCAGAGAACUUGAGCGUGGAGCAGAUAUUGUGGUAGCUACACCUGGACGACUCAAUGAUAUUCUGGAAAUGAGGAAGAUUAGCCUCCAUCAGAUUUCAUUACUUGUGCUUGAUGAAGCUGACCGCAUGCUUGACAUGGGCUUUGAACCACAAAUACGGAAGAUUGUGGAUGAGAUUCCUCGUAAUAGACAAACUCUGAUGUAUACUGCCACUUGGCCAAAGGAGGUUACAAAAAUAGCUGGGGAUUUAUUGAGAAAUCCUGUCCAGAUCAAUAUUGGUAGCAUCGAUGAACUUGUUGCCAAUAAAUCCAUCACACAGUGUGUAGAGAUGGUUCCACCCAUGGACAAGCAGCGUCGCUUGGAGCAGAUUCUUAGAGCUGAAGAAAGGGGCUCAAAGAUCAUCAUAUUUUGCUCAACCAAGAAAAUGUGUGAUCAGCUUGCUCGUAGCAUUGGUCGUAGUUUUGGUGCUGCAAGCAUUCACGGCGACAAAUCACAGGGUGAAAGGGAUCAUAUCCUGGGUCAGUUUCGGACUGGUAUUGUGCCAGUAUUAGUGGCCACAGAUGUUGCUGCUCGUGGUCUUGACAUCAAAGACAUCAGAGUGGUGAUCAAUUAUGACUUCCCAACUGGUAUCGAAGACUAUGUGCAUCGCAUAGGGCGUACAGGAAGGGCUGGGGCUACUGGAGUUGCAUAUACUUUCUUCUCUGAGCAAGAUUGGAAAUAUGCUGCUGAUUUAGUUAAAGUCUUGGAUGGUACUGGUCAGCAUGUACCUCCAGAGCUGCAACAGAUGGCUGCACGGGGUGCGUCUGGUGCUCCAAGAAACCAGGCUGGUGGCAUGAGCCGUUGGGAUGGUCCUGGUGGUGGUAGUCGUUUUGAAUCUGCUGUUGGUGGCCCUGGUGGUUUUGGUGGAAUUAGGGAGGGCCCUGGAGGCUUUGGCGGUCGAGAUGGGCCAGGUGGAUUUGUUGAUCGGGAUGGUCCUGGCAGAUUCGGUGAUCGGGAUGGCCCUGGCAGAUUCGGUGAUCGAGAUGGCCCCGGACGCUUUGGUGGUCGAGAGGCUCCUGAUGGCUUUGGUGGUCGGGAUGGCCCUGGUGGCUUCGAUGGACGGAUGGGCCCUGGUCCUGGUGGCUUUGGUGGUCGGGAGGGGCCUGGUGGAUUUGGUGGAAGGGAGGGUCCUGGACCCAGUGGCUUCAGCGGGAGAGGGGGGCGUGGGUCUGAUGGCUUUGGCAGGAGAGGUGGAGCAAGCCCUGGUAGAUUUGGUGGUCGCGGUGCCAGGGGUGAUUCUCCUGGUUUUGGUGGUCGUGGUAGGGGUGAUUCUUUUGGUUUUGGUGGACGAGGCCGGGGUGAUUUCUCUAGUGGACGUGGUGGAAGAGGGCGUGGAUUUGGAGGACGGGGACGUUCUGACCGAGGUCCACACGAUCGUUUUAUCUCAGAUGGACGUGGAAGGUAUGAUGGCCGUCGAGGACUUGACAAGGGUCGAGGCAGGAGCUACAGCCGUAGCCCAGAUAGAAGCCGCUCGCGAGGCUAUGACAGAAGAAGUGAUAGCAGGAGCCUAAGUAGUAGGAGUAGAAGCCGUAGCAGAAGCUGGUCACGCAGCAGGAGCCACAGCAGGAGUUGGUCACGGAGCCGCAGCCGUAGUCGCAGCAGGAGCAGAAGCCAUGAUCAGGGUCCAGUAGAACGCAGGCCUCGGGUAAGAUCUGGUUUUGAUGUGCUGCCACCUGCAACUGAAGCUGGAGCUGCUGUAACUGGGCCACUUCCUGUACCACUACCUGGUUCAGUGUCUGAUGUUGCUGCACCCAAACCUAGACAAUCGCUGGUGGAUGCAUCUGAUAUGUCACCUAUGUCGCCUGGUGGCUUGGUCCAGGCCCAGGAGGGUGCACCGUUCAUGGGUGGGAACAAUGCCAACAUUAGCAGCAGACAGGCUGACCAGCCUUCCCAAGGGACUGAUCUUGUAAUACCGCCGAGCUUUUCUGCAGCUGCAAAUUUUCCAGGUCCGGUAGUUCAGCAGGAUGCCCCAUGAUGCAACCUGGUGGUGCGCAGAGGUGGACGAGUCGGCGCCUAUGGCGGGAUUAAGAGGCAGGGUGGCGCCCAUGGUCGGUGAUAACGGCCAUGCUGAAAACACUGAUAUAAUUACAAAGGCUGCCAAUCUGUGGAACCAGCUGUAUUCCUGUUUUCCAAGACUUGCACUCGUGCAGGUGCCUGAUUAUUCUGCACUCAUGUUCCAUUGUCACACACACACACCCAUGUUGGUCGGAUGUUUGUUUGCCUUGUCCAGCAGUGGUGAUUUUUCAUAUGAUGUGUAAAUUUCCCCCUAGAGGCAUCUGCAUAAUUGCUGUUAGGUUUGUGAUGCUAUUUUACAGUCUGUCGAGCUGGUUUGGUGUGAACUUGCAACUGCUGCCUGUAUGGUCUAUAGCUUGCUUUCUAAGCGUAUAAAACAUCAUUUGACUUUUU